Spathaspora passalidarum NRRL Y-27907 is the source of this 222-nucleotide messenger RNA. RefSeq names its product Dpm2p (gene DPM2). NCBI's taxonomy places the organism in Eukaryota, Fungi, Ascomycota, Pichiomycetes, Serinales, Debaryomycetaceae. The record is from RefSeq and is a predicted model, not a curated record. Gene Ontology annotation, cellular component: endoplasmic reticulum membrane; dolichol-phosphate-mannose synthase complex. Gene Ontology annotation, biological process: GPI anchor biosynthetic process. The transcript has a single exon. Gene Ontology annotation, molecular function: enzyme regulator activity. Bases 1 to 222 code for a protein of 73 amino acids.
AUGCUUGCAGUGGCCGCGUUUGUGUUUAUUUACUACACAACCUGGGUGUUUGUUUUACCCUUUGUCGAAGCAGAAAGCUUUCUCAAUUUAUUAUUCCUCUCCCGAGACUAUGCCAUUAAGAUUCCCUUGUUCUUGUUGGCGAUUGCCGGCUUGGGUAUUGGAACCUUUGUUGGCAAAGUGUUGAUCAAGAACCAACAAAAAAAGAGUAAGAAGAAGCAAUAA